Rotaria sp. Silwood2 is the source of this 4524-nucleotide messenger RNA. The record is from the annotation of a GenBank genome assembly. Lineage: Eukaryota; Metazoa; Rotifera; Eurotatoria; Philodinida; Philodinidae.
AUGAUAAUUUCAUCAUCUAUAAAUCAAUCUAAACCAAUUCAAACAAUUGCUUUUCUUCCGAAUGAUAAUAAUGAAAUUAUUUUUCCAUCAUCAAUCAAGUCAUUCUUUAAAACUUUUUCAUUUUCAUUUCGUACAUAUUCAAAUCUUAGUACACUUAUACAAUUUGACGAAAUUCAUUUAAAUAUUGAUAUUGAUGGUCAUUUAACAUUAAUCAUUCGAGAUCAACCAGCACAAAGAAUUUUUUCAAAUGAGGAACAAAAACCAAUUAAUAAUGGAAAGUUUUAUUUUGUACAACUGGAACUCAAUAAUCAAACACUCGAAGCAUGGAUGGAUGAAAAUAAGAAAAUUUCUGCUGAACUUUUGACACCAUAUUUAAUCAUUGAGAAUUUUCUAUUUGGUUUGCAUAGUCAAUUUAUUGGCUGUAUAGAAAAUGUAACCUAUAAUAGUCAAGUAUUUUCAUUUGAAUAUUUAUCAUUAAAUCGACAGCAAUGUUUCUUGAAUGAUAUUACGAUAAAAUCAAUAGAUGAUGUUUAUAUUGAUAAAAUUAUUUCAUUUAAAGAAAACGAUCGUCCUUUAAUUAUUACUCUUAAUAAUCCGAAAGAAUUUCAUAUAUUUUCAUUAUUAUUUUCUACACAAGAAUCAAAUAGUAUUAUUUGUUCACUUGCUGAUAAUACAUAUGAAAAUUUUAUUAUAUUAAGUAUUCGUCAUGAACAUUUAUUCUUAACAUAUUAUAAUAAACAAAGACAACCAAUAGAAAUUUCAAUAAAUAAUUCCAUUAAUGAUAAAACGGAACAUAAAAUAACUGUGAAAUUAAUUAAUCAAAAUUAUUUAUUAUUUGAACUUGAUGAAAAUACAAAAAUAGAAAAUGUAAUUGAUAAAUUUUAUAUCAGUACGAUUUAUAUUGGAAAAUUAGAUCAUUUUAUUAAAGAACAAUUAUCGAAUUUCGAUGGAGACGAUUUUAUUGGUUGUAUUAAAAAUGUUAUGUUAAAUAAAAAAUCAUUGAUUGAAUCGAAAUAUAUUUAUCCGUCAAAUAGAUUAGCAAAUACUUGUCAAAUAACUACACGUGAAUGCAAAAAUGUUAUUUCAUAUAUUUCAUCAGAUAUAAGUUUUUCAAUUCGGGAUUAUCAUGAUAUAAUUGAACUUCAAGUUCCAUCGAAUGAUGAAUUUUAUGAAUGUCAAAUAGUAAUAAAAACUCAAUCACUAAAUGGUAUCAUUGCAUCAAUUUAUUCAAAUGAUGAUCAUUAUGGUCUUAUUCUUUCUCUAAAUGAAGGAAAAUUACAAUUACAAUAUUAUUUAUCAAAUAACAUGACCUUACUAUUGAUUUUUAAUGAUAAUCAAACAAUUAAUGAUGGACAAGAACAUUAUAUCUUAAUUUUUCGUCAAAUUUUAAAUAAAAAUAUGUAUAUAAAGAUUGAUAAUCGUACAACAAAUAUAUCUAAUCUGUCAUCUUUAUCAUUAUUUUUUGAUGUUAUAACUAUUGGAGGAUCAGAUCGUAUUAUGUCUGAUAAUCUAUUUGUUGGAUGUUUUGCUAAUAUAACAUAUAAUCAUCAUCCAUUAUUACCUGAAGGCAUUGUGAAAUCUGAGCGUUAUGAUUGUUUUUGUGAUCAAGGUUCAAUAUGUGAUAGACAAAUGCCUUGUAAUACUAUUCAACCUUUACAAUUUUGUGGUCAAACUGAUUGUUCAUUAGUUUGUACAUCAUCAUCACCAUUAUCAUCAAUUGAUAUGAAUGAUAAAGGUUCACUUCGAUAUUUUACUCAACUUGAAUCAGGACAAUAUGAACAAAUUUACUUAAUGAUAUUUACAAUAUCAGAUAAUUCAGUCUUAUUUACAACACAAAAUGGUUCUAUUCAAGUAUCGAUUGUCAUUCAGAAUUAUUAUCCACGUUUAAUUAUUCGAAAUGGUGGAAUCAUUUAUACAUAUAAUUUUCCUGGACGUGUCAGGGGUGAUCAAUGGCAUAUUGAUUUAACAUUUGAUGAUGAAACACGGCAUUAUACAUAUUUUAUUGAAUAUUUUAGUUUAUUUGGUGAUAGAAAAAUUAAUUUAUGUGGGAAAAAUUUUAUUGGUUACGUUCAAGAUAUUAUAUUUAUGUCAGAUAAUCAUCAUGAGAAUUUAAUACAUAAUUCAAUACGUAAUCCGGGAUUAAUUGACUAUGAUCCAAGUGUUCUUUGGAAUAAUCAUGCAAAUAUACCUGAACUUGAUCCAUGUUUAAAUUAUCUAUGUAAUCAUGGAACUUGUCAAAAGGAUCGUAAUACUCAACCAUAUUGUUCAUGCUAUGAGGGCUAUGGUGGUUCACGGUGUGACGCUCAAAUUGGUAUGUUAAAACAAACAAAAGCCGGUGCAUAUGUAUGUACUCGAGUAUCAUGCAAUUAUGGUACAUGCAUUAGUGAAGGUACAUCAUACAGAUGUCAAUGUCAUCAAGGUUAUGAAGGCUCAGCAUGUGAUCGACAAAUAGAUCUAUGUUCAAAUUUUGCUUGUUAUAAUGGAGGUUUAUGUCGUAUACAAGAAAAUCAACCAAUGUGUCAAUGCACACUUGGUUAUCGAGGAACAAAUUGUUAUGAAGUAGAUGAUCCUUGCUCACGUUACGAUUGUUAUGGAGGUAGUUGUAGUAAUGAUCGAGGUAAUGCUCGUUGUGUUUGUCCAACUGGUCGUACAGGAAGUCAUUGUGAAGAUGAUAUUUGUGUAUUAUAUCCAUGUGCAAACCAUGGUCAAUGUAUUCCAGAAGGUGCUAGUCGACGUUGCGAUUGUCCAUCUCCAUAUUAUGGUGAUGAUUGUCGAGAAUAUCCUCAACAUAAUCCAUGCGAUAAUGUUUAUUGUGGUCAUGGACAAUGUCGUGAAGGUGUUUGUGUAUGUUAUACAGGUUAUACCGGGCCAAGUUGUGAAAUUCCACUACUUACAACAACUGUAACACCAUUGCUACUCAUUUCAACAACAAUAACAACAGGUCCACCUUUAGGACCUCCACUUUUUGGUCCAAGAUCCGGUCAAUUAAUUGAUUAUGGUCGUAUAGGUGGCCCUCGUCUUGGUCCAGUUGGUUGGAUAUUAGCACUUGUUGGUGGUUUACUUUUACUUCCGCUUGCACUUGCAUUUGCAGCACGCCAAUGCACAGGCGGCGCUUGUGCACCAGUUGUUGGUGGUGGUUAUGUAACAGUUCCCGGUAUAGCAAAUGCAACACAAACCGAAGUGAUUGUUCCAAUUGAGUCUAGUCAGAAACUAAAUGCAGGUGCAGUAGCAGCAGCAGCAGCAGCAGAUGAAUUGGAAACAACACGAAUUGAACAAACACGUGAACAUAUCAUUGAAACAGAUUAUCAUCCACCACCAGUAGCAGAUUUUGGUUAUGUUCGUGGUGGAAUGACUGAAGGAUAUCGAGAUACAGUUGAGUCAUGGGAAGGUGUAUGUGGUGGUACUGGUGGUUACUCAAUGAAUGCUAUGUUUGCUGAUGGUGGUUUACAAACAGAUUAUGAAUUAAGUAAUAUUACUUCAAUUAGUAUGACACCUAAUGGAAAAUACGCUAUUGUUGGACAAAGUCAAGGACCACCACAAAUAUGGGAUGCUUUGACCGGACAAUUAGUUUCAAGUAUGCAAGGAACAAGUAUCAAUUGUACUAAAGUUGCAUUAGCAUGUAAUGGAACACUUCUUGUUGGUUUAGCAAGUGAUGGUAUUGAUACUCAAGCAAAUAUACUCCAAAUUUGGGAUGUUAAUACAGGAAAACCAGUACAAUUAACACAUCAAAUUAAAUGUGCUACAUUUACAUUAAGUAAUAAUUCAAAUAAUCUUAUUAUGGCUGGUAAUCAAAAAUUUGGACGUGGAAUAUCUGUUGGUAUACUUGAUUUAAAUAAUUCAGAAUUAGCAAAAGAAAUUAAAUCCGAUACAAAUCAAUCCUAUGGUGGUACACCAUCCUUUAUAACUUUAACACCUGAUGAACGUUAUGCUAUUGUUGGUUGUCCAAUGGGAUCAACAACAAAUUAUGUUGUUUUUGACUUAACAACUCCACACGAAUUAGUUCAACCACCAACAAUAACAAUUGAUGCGGAUCCAAAAUGUUCACUUGUUUUAAAUAAUGAACAAAUAAUAACAGGUACAAGAAAUGGACAAAUUAUUCAUUGGGAUAUACCAUCAUGUCAACGUAUAAGUAUAUUAAAUGAUAAUGGGCAAAAUGCACAUAGAGAUAGAGUUACCGAUAUAAAAUUAUCACCUGAUCGUUCUUAUUUUGUAACAACAAGUGCAGAUGCAACGGCUAAAGUUUGGGAUUCAAAUUCGAAAGAACUUAUUUCACGAUUAGUUGGACAUAGCCGAGAAAUAACUUGUGCAUGCGUAUCAACAAAUCAAUUAGUGACAACUGGUUCAAGAGAUCAAAAUAUAUGUUUAUGGCGUAUACAAACGGGUCAAUUAGCAUCAACAAUGCCUGUUAGUAUGACACCACUUGAUAUACAUAUGGCUGCACAUAAUCGAACAGUUGUUGCCAUUGGUGAGAAAGAUGGCGAAAGACAACUAUUAAUGCUUCGUGUUCUAUCUUUACAACGAUAA